AUGCCAGUCGUCAAAGGAGGUGUUUGGACCAACAUUGAAGAUGAAAUCCUCAAAGCAUCUGUCUCAAAAUAUGGACUGAACCAGUGGGCUCGAGUUUCGUCGCUACUAGCGCGGAAAACCCCGAAACAGUGCAAGGCGAGAUGGACAGAAUGGCUGGACCCGGGCAUUCGCAAGAUCGAAUGGUCCAAAGAAGAGGAUGAGAAGUUGUUACAUCUAGCAAAGUUGAUGCCCACGCAAUGGCGGACAAUUGCGCCUAUUGUUGGAAGAACCGCUACUCAGUGCCUCGAACGCUACCAGAAGCUCCUCGACGAAGCGGAGGCCCGCGAGAACGAUGAGUUGGGCCUUGGAGGCCCAGAAGGUGGAGAAACCGCAGCACCGACAGGCGAUCAGGUUCGAAGACUGCGUCCCGGCGAACUUGACCCCGACCCAGAAUCCAAGCCUGCGCGACCGGACACCAUCGACCUUGACGAAGAUGAGAAAGAAAUGCUCAGUGAGGCUCGCGCCCGGCUGGCGAACACACAAGGGAAGAAAGCGAAGCGCAAAGCACGCGAGCGACAACUCGAGGAAUCACGGAGGCUUGCCGUGCUGCAGAAGCGGCGAGAGCUAAAAAAUGCCGGCAUUAAUAUCAAGGUCACCACCCACAAGAAGGGUCAGAUGGAUUACAACGCAGACAUUCCAUUUGAAAAGCAGGCUGCGCCGGGCUUCCACGAUACGCAGGAGGAGCUGGCCAAGAAUGAGCGCGAACGGCAAAUGUUCGACCCCCGCAAACAGCAGCUAGCACGAAAGAGACAAGGGGAUUCUGAAGAUAUUGUCGAUACCAAACGGCAGAAACAAGACAAAGAUAAAUCUUCGUCUGCAAUGGCAGCAGCUGCAGCGAGAGCUGGCCAAAUGCAACGACUACGGGAAGCUGAGCAACAAAGCAAGCGAAGAGCCUUGAACCUGCCUGCGCCUCAAGUCAGCGAGAGCGAGCUGGAAGAAAUCAUCAAGAUAGGCAUGGCGGGUUAUCGGGCUGUGAAAGCAGCCGGGCAAGAGGACGAAGACCAACGAGGGCUGGUCUCCAACUAUUCAAAUAUGAUCGGAGCGACACCUAUUCGAACUCCUCGAGCGCCUGCGGAAGAAGACCAUAUCGCAAAUGAAAUUAGAAACAUCAGAGCACUGACGGAAACCCAAUCAUCGCUAUUGGGCGGGGAGAAUGCUCCGCUGCAUGAGGGCAUUAGCUCCACAGGAUUUGAGGGGAUUGCUCCUCGAAGGCAGCAAAUGGUCACUCCUAAUCCAAUGGCGACACCCUUGCGUCAAGCGCAAGCUGUGGGACAAUUCCCCGGGGCCACUCCAUUGCGCACUCCCCGUGAUAAUUUGACAAUCAAUGAAAGAGGCGAGCGACAGUUUGUUGCGCAAACUCCACGGGAUAUACGAUUAGCCGAGAAUGCUGCGAGGCAAUCAGUCAGAGCGAAGCUCGCCUCUCUACCCAAACCCAAAGAGACAGAGUGGGAACUGGAAGUGCUGCCAUCAGAACAGGAAGAGGCUACCGGCGGUGCCGCUCUAGAAAGGGAGGACCAAGAUGAAAUCGACGAGCGCGAGCGUCAAGCGCGGGAAGCGGCAGCAGCUGCAGAGUUCAGACGACAGACUCAAGUCUAUCAACGAGCCCUGCCUCGACCCACCACUGUCGACUACGAUGCACUCGCCUCGGAUGCUACAUCCAUAACUGAUCCAAUCCGAGCAAUGAUCGCCCGAGAAGCUGCCUUGCUCAUGGCAAAUGAUGCGCGCAAGUUUCCUCUUGCUGGUUCCAAGGUGAUUGGCAAACCUCCGCAGUUGGUAUCCCUGCCUGACGAACUUCUCGAGAAAGCUCGUCAGCAGUUGAAAGAUACACAAAACGAGACGGAUCGCCAAGCCUACGUUGCCGCCGUGGAAGCCCUUGCCAGUUCAGAGAAUGAAAGAAACGCGUUGCCACUCAAAUUCACCGCGAACACAACCGCAGGAGAAUACUUAUCUGCUUUCAAGUCCGCACAACAGGGCCUCCUCUCUGCCGCAGAAGCGGGCAAUAAACUCGAGAAAAAAUUAUCCUUGCACUUAGGAGGGUAUCAAGCGCGGCAAAAGACCCUCAAGCAGAAGAUUGCCACAGUCUAUGAACAAAUUGAGGAGCAGAGGGCGCAGUUGGAUGCCUUUAGGACCCUGCAGAUUGGUGAAGAGGGUGCGCUGGCAAGGAGGUUGGAGAGGCUUAGGGAUGAAGCGAACUUUGUGAUGAGAAGGGAGAGAGAAGCACAGGAGGAGUACCGUGAGUUGAAGGAGCGAAUUGAUGGUUCAAAUGGCGUUAAUAGCCAUUCAUGA
Cladophialophora psammophila CBS 110553 is the source of this 2325-nucleotide messenger RNA. Its product is annotated as pre-mRNA-splicing factor cef1. The record is from RefSeq and is a predicted model, not a curated record. NCBI's taxonomy places the organism in Eukaryota, Fungi, Ascomycota, Eurotiomycetes, Chaetothyriales, Herpotrichiellaceae. Gene Ontology annotation, biological process: mRNA splicing, via spliceosome. The transcript has a single exon. The coding region runs from base 1 to 2325 and encodes 774 amino acids. Gene Ontology annotation, cellular component: Prp19 complex; spliceosomal complex.